Molecule: messenger RNA, 653 nt
Organism: Melanotaenia boesemani (Boeseman's rainbowfish)
Lineage: Eukaryota; Metazoa; Chordata; Actinopteri; Atheriniformes; Melanotaeniidae
Product: EKC/KEOPS complex subunit Lage3
Exons: 3
Coding region: 62-352 (96 amino acids)
Cellular component (GO): EKC/KEOPS complex
Source: RefSeq, a predicted model, not a curated record
UGCACCAACACACACCAAGACAACACAUCCUCUUCCGGUUCAGUCGCUGAACACAACAACAAUGGCGGCUAACGGAGAAAGAAACCCGCAACUCGGCAAGCUAGAAUUCUCUCUGGAUGUCCCGUUCCCGUCAUCCUGCGAGGCCGUCAUCGCUCUGCGGUCCCUGUCACCGGAUCGAGAGCCGAGGAAAGGCGGCAUCAGCAAACAGCUGAGCGUGAGCGGCAGCACAUUGUCUGUGAGGUGGAGCGCAGACGAAGCUCGAAUCCUCAGAGUUUCUGUCAACUCAUUUCUGGAUCAUCUGUCGCUCGUUGUGGAGACCAUGGAAAUGUUCGGCCCAGCUGUUACCCAGUGAUGACUCAGGACUCUGGUUUUAGUCCGUUCUCCUUCCUCAGGAGGAAAAUAAAGCCGACAACUCACAGCUUAAACUGUAAAAUUUGGUUAGUUGAAUAUCUGCAACUGCUUGAAUGUUUUUUCAGUUUUUAAUUUAUAUCUGAAAAGGUGUGUCAUGAAAAAUUCCAACAGGACUCCGACAUCAUACAGAGAUUGUUUAUUUAAAAAAAGCUCACUGGAAAUGUUGUAGACACCUCACCGGUGUUUCUUUUUUACAAAAAAAUAAAAAAAGGUUUUCGUUUUCUAAUAAAAGAAAGAAAUUU